AUGUUCUUGUUUAUUAUACUAACUAUAUCGCGUAUAGUCUAUUGUAAUAAAAUUGGCAUUUUCCUAACAGACUCUCCUUCUACUGCUUCAAAACUCUGUCACUUUAAGCACAGAGUCGGAGGUGACAUCGUAUGGGAAGAAGUUCUCAUUGGAGAUUUGAAGUUAAAUGAUGGUGGUCGUAUCUUAUAUGACCUCGCAAUUUUGGCAAUAGACCAUCUUACAGGUGACAAGGUGUAA
Molecule: messenger RNA, 237 nt
Organism: Theileria equi strain WA
Lineage: Eukaryota; Apicomplexa; Aconoidasida; Piroplasmida; Theileriidae
Product: signal peptide containing protein
Exons: 2
Coding region: 1-237 (78 amino acids)
Source: RefSeq, a predicted model, not a curated record